AUGUCCAACAGCACGCCUCUUGUGAUUCUGUGUACCGGCGCCAACCGAGGAAUAGGUCUUGCCAUCAUCCAAGCUCUGGCAAGUCAUUCAAAGACAUCCGGUGCCUCGUUCCUUCUUGGCUGUCGAACUGCAGACAAAGGAAAGGAGGCGAUUGACGAGCUCCGCGGCAAAGGAAUCAAAUCUUCUAUUGAACCUCUUGUCCUUGACGUCACUUCUGAUGAGUCCAUACAAGACGCUUUUGGAUUGGUGCAAAGCCUGUACGGUCGGCUCGAUGUCUUGGUCAACAACGCCGGAUACGCCGCCAUACCCUCAUCUUCGGAAAAUUCCGACUGGCGAGACAUUUAUGCCCGAGUGUACGAAACCAAUGUAACCUCGGUAGCGUUGAUGAUGCAGGCCUUCCUUCCUCUGUUGCGCAAGUCGACAGGCACAAUCAUCAAUAUUUCGUCAGCGCGUGGAUCGGCAGGUCUUGCUUCCAGCGGAGCCUUGCCGCCGACUGUAUCUGUUCCGUACAGCGUCUCAAAAGCUGCCUUGAAUAUGCUCACCAUUGAGACGAGUCGACAGGCCGAGAAUCAAAAGGUCGAAUUCCAACUUGUCAGCCCUGGGCAUUGCAAGACAGCGUUCAACGGCUACCGAGGGACCAGAGAUCCACUGGAAGGUGCAAAUGUUGUUGUGGGAUUGAUAGUCGCAGAAAAAGGCAGAUACAAGAAUGCCUGUUUCUGGGAGACGAAAGGAGCCAAUGUAGACCUUGUCGAGAUUCCAUGGUGA
This is a messenger RNA of Exophiala oligosperma, 765 nucleotides long. RefSeq lists its product as uncharacterized. The transcript has a single exon. The coding region runs from base 1 to 765 and encodes 254 amino acids. The record is from RefSeq and is a predicted model, not a curated record. Lineage: Eukaryota; Fungi; Ascomycota; Eurotiomycetes; Chaetothyriales; Herpotrichiellaceae. Gene Ontology annotation, molecular function: oxidoreductase activity.